AUGGAAGGUACCUGGUUUGCCAUUAUCAAUGCUGCGCUAUUCGUCAUGCAAGCUGUUGUGAACAUUGUGUAUGCGAAACGGUUCGUGUCGGUAGCACGUGACUAUGAAACGUUGAUCACACCUGCAAGUUACGCCUUUGCGAUGUGGAUUCUCGUUUACGCUCUGGAAGCGGUGCUUGUUGUCGUUGAUGUGUUUGCCCCGCGGUACUCAAUGUUUGCCGACGCCAAUCAACCAGCCCAGUUACGUUUUUGCUUCGGCGUAACGUGCAUCCUGAACACGAUCUGGGUGUUCUUGUACGUGUCAGGGCACGUGUACGCCUCAACCGUGGUUAUCUACGCGUUGUGGCUAGUGUUGUUGGUACUCUACGUUUAUGCCGUUAACGAUCGGACCGCACGCGAGACUGGACCAUUCGACUGGAUCCUUUACCUCUGUAAUGAGCUUCCCAUUUCGGCGUAUUUUGCUUGGGUCACAACCGUCGCCUUCACUGAGCUUGCGAUGUCAAUGCAGCAUUCAAAUCAUGGUUAUUUGCGCCUCACGACUUACGUUUCGUAUCUCUGCGUCGUAAUUUUGCUGGGAUUGCUUACGUCACGAUACGCACAAGAUUUGAUUGCGGGCCUUGUCAUUGUCUGGUACCUCAUUGCAGUUUCGAUUAAGCACGAGAGUUAUUCAGAGUCAGCACAGUGCAUGGAUAUUGCCAUCCGUUCAUGCGCCGGGGAGGGGGCAGCAGUUAUUGCGGCUAUGCUGGCAAUUAAUCUGUGUCAGUCACUUAUGGAAGAAAGCCGUCCUCCAGCCUCAGGUAUGGGUUCGGGAAUGGCUGUCGUCACGGGUGCCUCCUACGGCACCGCCAAUGCAUAA
Messenger RNA from Peronospora belbahrii, 855 nucleotides. The record is from the annotation of a GenBank genome assembly. NCBI's taxonomy places the organism in Eukaryota, Oomycota, Peronosporomycetes, Peronosporales, Peronosporaceae.